Messenger RNA from Lytechinus pictus (painted urchin), 881 nucleotides. RefSeq lists its product as uncharacterized. Bases 450 to 866 code for a protein of 138 amino acids. NCBI's taxonomy places the organism in Eukaryota, Metazoa, Echinodermata, Echinoidea, Temnopleuroida, Toxopneustidae. The record is from RefSeq and is a predicted model, not a curated record. The transcript has 4 exons.
CGUGUACGUACGUGUACGGCGGCAUGUGACGGAGAUGCCGGUAGUGUCAGUACACACUACCUUGUCGAACAUAAACAGAAUAUUUUGAGCACAUCGAUUUUACUCGAUAUUUUUUCAAUUGGAAACUGGCCUUCGGUUUUUCACGUCCUAACUUUUUGAGGAAGCAGAAAAAAUUGGAGAUUGUUUUACGACAGGAUCACGAUCCGUUUCUAACAUUAAGAAAUAUCAGAUUCUGUCUCCGUCAGAGAAAAAAACACUGUCAUUUACAGACUGGAUCAUCGAUCUGAAUCUCAUCUGUCCUCGACCUCGUCUAUCGCCACUGCGAUUCCAACACCAACUAAGUUACUAUUCGAGCUCUGCACAUGCACCUGUGUUUUGCGUGAUAUUUCGUCUGGUUUUUAUACAAGUUAAUCUUAGGUUUAAUAAAAAAAUUGAAAAAUUCUUGAUUUAUGAUGCCCUCUGAGCUUCCACAAGAUCAAGGACAGGUUUCUGAAGACGAGGGCGUCGCCAUGGAAUCGCACAAACAAGCCUUGGUCAACGGACUUGAUAAAUGCACCACGACCUUGGAAGAGGAUGCUCAGAUCGACAUCAGCGAGAUCGGAGAGGAAUACCAACACGAUCCACACUGCGACCCCGACAACCCAAUCCAGGUCAAAUUCCAGGACGUGAGCGCAGCAGCUUACAAGAUCAAAAGCGGGGUGUUUCGGUCACCAUGUUCGAAAUCUAAUCUGUCAACAAUGGUGGGAAUGGAUUUGUACUUGAAGAAAGACUACUUACAGACCACAGGAAGUUUCAAAGAGAGAGGGGCUCGUAAUACGCUUCUAAUGCUUCCAGAGGUAAGAAAUCUUCUUUGUAAACUUGAGUGAUAUUUAGACAAACUU